This is a messenger RNA of Neomonachus schauinslandi (Hawaiian monk seal), 954 nucleotides long. It is a transcript of the gene AMMECR1, whose product is annotated as AMMECR nuclear protein 1. The record is from RefSeq and is a predicted model, not a curated record. NCBI's taxonomy places the organism in Eukaryota, Metazoa, Chordata, Mammalia, Carnivora, Phocidae. The transcript is spliced from 6 exons. Gene Ontology annotation, cellular component: nucleus. The annotation marks the transcript as partial.
GGUGGUGGCGCCUCCUCCUCCUCCCACUGCAGCGGAGAGAGCCAGUGCCGAGCUGGGGAGCUGGGACUAGGAGGCGCCGGCACGCGGCUCAACGGGCUGGGAGGUCUAGCCGGAGGAGGUAGCGGCAGCGGCUGUACCCUCUCUCCCCCCCAGGGCUGCGGCGGCGGCGGCGGCGGGGGGAUUUCCCUGUCGCCACCUCCGAGCUGCGGAGUGGGGACCCUACUUUCUACCCCGGCCGCCGCCACCUCUUCCUCGCCCUCCUUGUCGUCCGCCGCCUCGUCCUCAUCGCCCGGCUCCCGGAAGAUGGUGGUGUCAGCGGAGAUGUGCUGCUUUUGCUUCGAUGUGCUCUACUGUCACCUGUACGGAUACCAGCAGCCCCGGACCCCCCGGUUCACCAACGAGCCCUACCCACUGUUUGUAACGUGGAAGAUCGGUCGAGACAAAAGAUUGCGUGGAUGCAUAGGUACUUUUUCUGCCAUGAACUUGCAUUCAGGACUCAGGGAGUACACACUUACCAGUGCCCUUAAAGAUAGCCGUUUUCCCCCAAUGACAAGGGACGAGUUGCCACGGCUGUUCUGCUCAGUGUCUCUACUCACUAACUUUGAAGAUGUCUGUGAUUAUUUGGACUGGGAGGUCGGUGUACAUGGUAUUAGAAUAGAAUUCAUCAAUGAAAAAGGAUCAAAACGCACCGCCACCUACCUACCGGAGGUUGCAAAGGAGCAAGGAUGGGACCAUAUUCAGACCAUAGACUCCUUACUGAGGAAAGGAGGAUAUAAAGCUCCGAUAACUAAUGAAUUCAGGAAAACCAUAAAACUGACCAGGUACCGUAGUGAAAAGAUGACCCUGAGCUAUGCUGAAUACCUUGCUCAUCGCCAGCAUCAUCAUUUCCAAAAUGGCAUUGGGCAUCCCCUUCCGCCAUACAACCAUUAUUCCUGACACUGAGCCGCACAGCCA